AUGUCAAAGACUCGACUUGUAGCACCCAUCAGCACAGUGCUUUACGUGCCAAAGGCGCUCCCCGAUCUCUUGAAAGGGCCGGAAAGCGUACCCAGCGAGUCCAAUAUUCCGGCAAAUAUGCAUUGGACAGAGUGCACAGCUGAAGGAAGCGUUGUUUUGAUAAAACAGCCCGAGGGACAGAUUUGUGCGUUGAUCGGUGAUUUGAUUGCUGCGCGUCUGAAGCUUCGGGGUACUUUAGGAAUCGUGGCAGCUGGACGUAUUCGAGACAUUCCGUCGUGCGCUGCACUCUGCGAGGACGGUAGCUUUCAAAUGUGGUCACAUGGCUUUUCCGCAUCUGCUCCGUCACUCGAGACUGUUCCAUGGAUGGUUGAUGUUCCGCUUCAGAUAGGGAAAGUACUGGUCAAUCCUGGAGACAUCAUCUGUGCUGAUGAGGGUGAGAUGGCCAUUGUAGUGAUUCCGAGGCAUCAGCUUCAGCAAACGUUCGAAUUGCUACCAAAACUGAAAAGGGCAAGCGAAGGCGUGUCGGCAGAGAUAGAGAAUGGGUUUCCUCUGCGUGAGGCCACAAAAAGGCACCCAGAUUUCUAUAGUAAUUACAAGUAG
Messenger RNA from Exophiala bonariae, 600 nucleotides. RefSeq lists its product as uncharacterized. The transcript has a single exon. Gene Ontology annotation, molecular function: 4-hydroxy-4-methyl-2-oxoglutarate aldolase activity; oxaloacetate decarboxylase activity. The record is from RefSeq and is a predicted model, not a curated record. The coding region runs from base 1 to 600 and encodes 199 amino acids. Lineage: Eukaryota; Fungi; Ascomycota; Eurotiomycetes; Chaetothyriales; Herpotrichiellaceae.